AUGGUUAAAAAGUUUAAGAAGAACGCUUCUCCUCUAUUUUCAUAUCUAGAUAACAAAUUUUUAUCAAGACAAAAGGUUCAGUCGUCCGCUAUAAGGAAAGUAAAACCAGAGGCGAAAAUUACCGUACAUAGUUUAAGAAUUGGUGGAGCCACCGAAAUGGUGAAGAAGGGUGAAAAUAUGGAUGCAGUGAAAGUGGCAGGACGAUGGAAGUCAGAUUCCUCAGCUCUCCUUUAUAUGAGAAAACAGGCAAAAACCCUCCCUUCCCUCCCAUUAUAUAUUUAG
Naegleria lovaniensis is the source of this 282-nucleotide messenger RNA. RefSeq lists its product as uncharacterized. The coding region runs from base 1 to 282 and encodes 93 amino acids. Gene Ontology annotation, molecular function: DNA binding. Gene Ontology annotation, biological process: DNA integration; DNA recombination. The transcript has a single exon. The record is from RefSeq and is a predicted model, not a curated record. Lineage: Eukaryota; Heterolobosea; Eutetramitea; Acrasida; Naegleriidae.